UUUUAUAAGUUUAGAAAAGCAUCAAAUUUGCUGAUUGUAGUUGAGUUUAUGACCUUAAUCGAGGAUGAACAGAGGCAAAAAUGCCGCGAUAUGAAAAACACGGUUUCUGUUGCAGUAAGAAUUCGGCCACAAAAUGCAAGAGAAAGGGCGGCAGAAGAGAAAAUUUGUAUUUUUAUUUCACAGGAUGAACCACAAAUUACUAUAGGACGUGAUAAAUCCUUCACUUAUGACUUUGUUUUCUCUGACCAGUCAACCCAAGAGGGUGUUUACAAUCAAUGCAUUCAUAAUUUGCUAGUUGGUGCUUUUGAUGGUUAUAAUGCAACAGUUUUGGCUUAUGGCCAGACUGGAAGCGGCAAAACCUACACAAUGGGGACUUGUUUUGAUGUAAAUCAAUUCAAUUUGGAUACAAACUUAACUGCCGGAAUCAUCCCUCGAGCAGCUAGACACCUUUUUGAAGGUGUUGAAGAAAGACGGCUUGAGGCUAAAACAAGUGGUGCUGUUGAGCCAACUUUUGAAUUAAAUGUCCAGUUUAUUGAGCUUUAUAACGAAGAAAUAGUUGAUUUGCUGUCCGACGACCGUUCUCGCAACACAGUCAUUAGAAUUCAAGAAGAUCCCGUUCGUAAUGAAAUUGGCCUUAAAGGGGCUACUUGGCAGUCUGUGAAGAGCGCUUUGGAUAUAAUGUCAGCAUUAAAAGCUGGGGCUUUGAAUAGAACCACAGCUGCGACGAAUAUGAAUCAACAAUCGAGUAGAUCGCAUGCGAUAUUUACUAUUAGAUUGAAACAAACUAGAGUGGUGCCAAUGGAAGAGAACGAGCUCGCUCUCGGGAACGUAAUCUCUGCUUUGGGCAGUGGAAAGGUCACUCAUGUUCCCUAUCGUGAUUCCAAACUCACCCGGUUGUUGCAAGACUCGCUUGGAGGGAACAGUCGGACGUUAAUGAUUGCGUGUGCUAGUCCUUGUGAUGUUGACUUUAUUGAGACUUUGAAUACUCUAAAUUAUGCUAAUCGGGCCAAAAAUAUUAAAAAUAAGAUUGUCGCUAAUCAGGACAAGUCUUCCAAAUUAAUAACUGAUCUCCGUACUCGUAUAUCUAUUCUUGAAUCUCAACUAUUGGAAUAUCAACAAGGAAAACGUGUAUUAAAUGAAGAUGGGGAGGAGUUGUUAAAUGAUCAAUACACAGAGAAUCUCUAUUUAAAGAAUGAAAACACUCGCUUGUCAACUCGCCUAAAGGCCUUGGACGAAAAAAACAAUAUUUUAAAUUCUAGAAUUAUUGAGCUGACAAAAGAGCGUGAAUUGAGUAAAUUUAGGGGAGCGCUAGAAAAUAAGGAAAAUGACGGAUCGAGUUCUAACGAGGAAAAUCAGUUAUCUUCUAUAAUUCAAGGGUAUUUGCAAGAGAUUGAGACGUUAAAGUCCAAUAUAAUCGAAUAUGAGGUGACUAAUGAAACGCUUCGCAAACAAAAUCAACGCUUUCGGGACGGGAUGAAUAGCAGCUUGUAUGGCUCUCCGUAUGUUCAUCAACCUCAAUCAGCUAACCUUACUGAGAGUUUGAUAAAUCAGGCGAGGGAGGAAAUUGAAAUGGAUAAAAAGGCGUUGAAUGAAGCUGAAGCUAAAAGCAUUAACCAAGUCGAUAAAGAACAAAAUUUUCUGGAGGCUGUUUACGAAGAAGAGAAUACUGAUGAUGAAGAGGAGGAUGAAGACGGAGAUACUGAUCCGGCAGAACAGAGGAGUUUAGAACGUCGCGACCAAAUUCAUUCCGAUUUGGCCAAACUCCAUGAAGAUAUAAGCAUAAAAGAACGUCUUGUGGUCGAGUUGGAAAUGAGUCAGCGCAGAUUGGAACAAUUACGACGCGAUUUUGAAAAUAAAAUGGAGGAGCUUUGUAAGAGGAUUCAGUCUACAGAGGCUGAACGUGACAACGUUCUUGAACAGAUGACAGCGAAGAAACAGACCAAACAACAGAAGGAGGAGAUUAACAAGGUUAAAGAGCAGUACGAGAAGCGUCUUUCUGACAUGCGCCUUGAACAUAAGAGAAUAGAAGUGGCUGAGCGUGAAAAUAAAAAGAUGCAGGCGCAACAAAAUAGGCAUCAAAUGGAAGUUGUUCGGAUGAAAAACGACUUGGAAAGUAUGAAAAGACAAAAAGUUGAAUUGAUGAGGAGGUUGAAGGAGGAAAACAAAAGGAUUCGUGAAAUACAAGUUGCGAAUGCGCAGAAAGUGGCUACUUAUGAAAAGACUCAGAGACAGCAACAAAAUAAAAUACAAAAGUUGGAAAGGGAAUCUGCACUCAAAUCGGAAAAUUUGAGACGAAAGGCUGAGGAAGUUCAGCGACUGAAGGAUUCUCAAAAGGCUCUUCAAGCUCGUCGCCAGACCAUUUAUGAAAGCAAACGUGCUGUCAGAUCACCCAACACUCCUCAACAAGGUCAACUCCCAUCAAGUUCUGAUAUGGACACAACAUAUAUAGUUGAGAAUGAAUCCUCUGUGAAUAACGAGAAUAUUUGUUAUACUCCAACUAACAAUUAUGUCAGAACCCCAAAGUAUAAACAGACACCUAUUCGUACUAAACGUCAAUGGAAUGCUAUUGAACGGGCGAUUGAAGGCUUUACGGUCAAAAGAAAUGCGAUUGUACGCGAAGAGCACGCGUUGGAUCGUAUGUGCAGUGAACGUAGAAACCUCCAAGACGAGCUGUUACGUCUUCAGAGCAAUUAUUCUUCAAUAACGGAUCCUUCUAUUCGCUGUUUAGUGUUAGAACAGCAAUCAAGUAUACAGCAAAAACUUGAUUAUGUCCAGGAGGAAAUUUUAAGAGCUCAGAAGGCAAUUGUGGAUUUGGAUGAUGAGCAGGUGUUAAAUGAUUUUUAG
Meloidogyne enterolobii is the source of this 2844-nucleotide messenger RNA. The record is from the annotation of a GenBank genome assembly. NCBI's taxonomy places the organism in Eukaryota, Metazoa, Nematoda, Chromadorea, Rhabditida, Meloidogynidae.